AUGCAUCAAGCUUAUGAUUGUACACAAUUAAUGAAGCUGACUGUUCAGAUAGAAUGCUUUACUGCUUAUGAUGAUAAAUUGUAUAUUGGAACUAAACAAGGCCAUUUAAUAAUUUAUAAUGUUACGCCUGGGUAUGGUGAGAUGAAACCUGAAGUAAAGCUGCAUAGAUAUCAUAAAAACUUCAACAAAAAACCAAUCAAUCAAUUAGCAUUGGUUCCUGAAUAUGAUAUUAUUAUAAAAUUAUCUGAUAAUAUAGUUAGCAUGCAUGAUUUGGCUGAUAUAAACUGCCCUUUAAUGAAUACUCUGCAAAAAACAAAAGGAGCAACUUUAUUUGCACUUGAUCAAACACCCAGUGUGUCUUUAACUGGAGUUUCAAGUUCAAUUGUAAGAUUAUGUGUUUGCGUGAAACGUAAACUACAGCUGUACUAUCUCAAGUCACGGCAAUUUUUAGAUUUUACUGGUUAUGAGCCAAUAACCCUAAAUGAUACACCUAGAGCUAUAGCUUGGGUGAAAGAAUCUAUAUGUGUUGGUUAUAGAGGAGGAUAUUAUAUAAUUAAGUUACCUAGUACUGAGCCACAAGAGUUAUUUCCAACUGGAAGGCAACCAGAACCAAUAGUUAUUAAAGUUGAUGACAUGUUUGCAAUUGUUAAAGAGUCACUCACGACUCUUCUAAACACUGAGGGUGAAUCGAUUAAUCAGUCUGCUGUCAAAUGGCCUGCUCCUCCAAUUGCAACAGGAUAUGAUGAACCAUAUUUGAUUGGGCUGCUAGGUGAAUCAGUUGAAAUAAGAUGUUGGGGACUUGAAGAUCCAUUGGAUAUUGUUCCGUUGCCAGUUAAGGCAAAAGCAUUUACCAAAGGAAAAUCAGGAGUUGCUUAUCUUGCCUCUACAGAUCAAAUUUGGUUAAUGACUGCUAUACCUCUUCACAGGCAAAUUAAAUUAUUGCUUCAAGGCAAGCACUUUGAACUAGCUCUCAAAUUAGCGAAUGUAGCUGAUGAUUCAGAAGAGGAGAAACAAAAAAAUGUUCAUCAGAUCCAAACAUUGUAUGCAUUUGAUUUGUUUCACAAUAAGAAGUAUGAAAAAUCAAUGGCAGAGUUCUUAGAACUAAAAACAAAUCCUUAUGAAGUUAUUAAAUUAUUUCCUGGACUUCUGUUACAAAGUGGCGAUGAAGGAAGAGGUGAUAAUGAAUUAGAAGAAGCUGGCUAUGUUGCUUUAAUUACAUACCUUACUCACGUGAGACAUAAGGUAAUGCUUGAAAAUAAGAAUAUUGAACCAGAUAAGCAAGUACUGGAUCACUUUUCAAAUCAAAAAAAGAAAAAUGAACAAUUGUUACAAAUAAUUGAUACAACCCUCUUGAAAUGCUAUUUACAAACCAAUGAUGCACUGGUUGCUCCACUAUUGCGAAGAAAUUACUGCAAUCUUGAAGAGGCUGAGAAAACUCUCAAAAAGUGGAGAAAAGAUUCUGAAUUAGUCAUACUUUAUCAAACCAAAGGUCUUCAUGACAAAGCUCUUGAACUUUUGAAAAAACAAAGCAAUGUUGAAGAUUCACCAUUAUGGGGAACAGCUCCUAUUGUUCAUUAUCUCCAAAAUUUAGGUAAAGAACAUUCUGAUUACAUUUUCAAGUAUGCUGCUUGGGUGUUAGAAAUCUCUCCUGAAGAAGGUCUUAAAAUAUUUACUGAAGAGGUAAGGGAAGGAGAUUACCUCCCUCGGCCAAAAGUUUUAGACUUCCUGCUAAAAGCUAACAAGCCUAAUUUGGUGAUUUUAUAUCUGGAACAUGUUAUACAUAUAUGGAAAGAGACCAAUAGCAUUUUUCACAAUGCCUUAGUACAUCAGUAUCGAGAAAGAAUUCAAUCUUUAGGACUUGAAGAUCCUAGAGCUAAUACUAUCAGGACUAAGCUUUUAGCUUUUCUUGAAAAAUCAGAUUAUUAUAACCCAGAAGCAGUUCUUAUUCAUUUCCCAAGGAAUUGUAUGUUUGAAGAAAGAGCCAUCAUUAAUGGCAAACUUGGAAGACAUGAACAUGCUCUUGGUAUAUAUAUAUUAGUACUUGGUGAUUAUAGACGUGCUUUAGAAUACUGUGAUAAAGUGUUUUUGUCAAAGAAGAUUGGAAAUGAAAAUGUUUAUAUAGAAGUUGUGAAGCUCUUAACUUGCCCUAUGGAUGAUUUACCUGGUGUUGAUACCUCACACUUAACUCAUACUACACCAGAUCUUGAAACAGCAUUGGCACUUUUGGAGAGUCAUCCUGAUCGGCUUCCUCCUCUUGAAACGCUUGAACAAUUGCCUGAUAACAUACAAAUUGGACAUUUGAAACAUUAUUUAAAAGCAGCUUUAUUAAAAUUAACAGGGGAAAGAAGAUCUGCACAACUUCUUAAAGGCCUUUUAAACACACAGAGACUUCAGGUUAGAAAAGAGAAAAUGGAAUUUGAAGCUAAAAAGAUUAUAAUUGAUGAAAAUAUGGUUUGUCCAGUUUGCAAAAAAAGAUUUGGAAAUCAAAGUGCAUUUGCCUAUUAUCCAAAUGGUAAUAUUGUACAUUAUUCUUGUCAAGACAAGGUAUGAGCCUUCCUCUGAAAGGUAAAUAUAAUUUCUAAAUUACUUGUUUUAUUUUUCUAAAAUUAAAUAAUGAAUUCAUAAUUGGUAAAUGGUUGACUGUCGUAGAUAAUGAAGAGAAGAAUAGUUGGGGUGGUCAGUCAUAAAAGAAGGCAAAAAUAAACGUCGGCAUAUGUAAAAAUAAAUAUUAUCAUUUAUUUUUGCCUUCUUUUUUGACUGACCACCCUAACUAUUCUUCUCUUCAUUAAAUAAUGAAUUAUAUUUAUAAACUGUUUCAUUUUAUUAUAAAUAAACUGCAUUGAUAUAAUUCUUCCUCAUUUCCCUGAACUUUUAACACAUUUUGUCCCUCCCGUUGGACAACAACCAACAUAAAAUAUUAGACUUACAUUUUAGCUGUUUAUUUUUUACACUGGUGGCAAAAAGUGUUUGCAAAAACUGUUUUUACAAAAUUAGUGAAAUAAAAACUCCAUUCAACUACAUAAAAGUAUGAAGUUGAUGCAAAAUGAAAACAUUCUGUAAGUAUGAUAAUAUAAAACCUGAAUGAUAAAAAAAAAAUGAAAAAUAGCAUAAAGAUAGCAUGGGCAUGGCAUGGCGCUCGGAGCAUUCGAUCUGGAAAUCUCUACACAACAAUGAAUGCCUCUAUAGAAGGCAAAAGACCAUGUGGAAGGCCAGAAACUAGAUGUUUAGAUAGAAUCAACAAAGAUGCAAUUGAGCUGCAAGCAGAUAACUUGGAAGAAAUACCCCAAGAAACCUGAUUAAGGUAGCAAAAGAUCUACUGGGUUUGUAAUGACAAACGAAAAAAAAAAAUUAAAAACGAUAAAUUCCUUUGAAUAAAUUAUUUACACAAUUCAUUUACUAACAAUAUGAUGUAAUCCUUAAUGCUCUCAUUGGUAUUAUGGACUCUUUCAGAGACUUUUAUAAUGUUUAAAACCAGCCACUGAACUGUCUGUCUAUCAUGGUGAAGACAAGUGAUUUGUGUUGGGAACUCUUGAAAAAAUUAUUUUGUUGCGGAGUUAACAAAAUUCAUACCGGAAGAUUGCAGAUUCAAUAUGGUUAAUUUUUUCCUCUGUUAGGUACAUUAUAAAUAGAGGAACUUGGACCAGCAAAACUGCUUAGGGGUUUAGAAGAAAUUGAGAAAGAAUAUCUGGAAGAAAAGGGGCAAAUCUUUUACGCACUAGGUUAUUUCACCUCAACUACACACUUGCCCGCAUUGAGCUGUUUGUAAAGCAGUUUUUAACCAAUAUGGCGUGACAUUGAUUACAAUAACUUCCUGUAUUCGCCAGACCUGCUCACCUGUGAUUUCUUUCUAUUCUCUAGAUUUAAAACGGAUAUGAAAAAGAAACAUUUUGAGACUGGAGGAGGCAAAACCAAAAUCAGUGGAUGAACUAAAGAACAUCCCAAUAAGUGAAUUUAAAAAUAGUUUUGAACAAUGCUAGAAAAGACUGAACAAGUGCAUUACAGUCAAUGGAACUUACUUAGAACAUGAUAAAAAUUUGAUAUAAAAGUAUAGAUAAAUAAAGAAGUUAUGAUGAAAUUCCCAUUUUUUUUUUUUUUUUUGUAUGUUUUGGGCUGCCCCCUAAUAACAGCUUUCACUUGUGAUAAUUUGAUACCAUUAUUCUUCAGUGACAUAAAUUUUGAAAUGACCCAUAUACAGAGAUUUUGUCAAUUUUUAUUAUGUCAACUAGUUGAAAACCUGGGUGUGCAAAUUUUUUUUUGUCCACCCUUGUACUUUUCUUAAUGUUAUCCACCAAUUUUAUUUCUAGUGUUAUAAAAAUACACUGAUUCAUCCUAUGAAUUAUCAGAAAAAAAUGGGGAUGGAUUGAGAAAACUUAUAAAUUAUUUUUGUCUGACUGUGAUGUAAUUUAUUUGUAUUUGAUAUUUUCGAUUUUGCCAUAUAUAUGCUUUUCCUAUUUUACCUUUGCUACAGAUUUUGUACUCACAAGUCAUCUUGAUAUAUUUCUUGGUUCAUCUGAUCUGUUAUUGAAAUUUUCUAACCAUUGAGAGCUUCUUGGCUUCUUUUUACUUGAUUUACCAAUCAUAUAUUUUGGCAUCAUCAGUGUUCAUAUUGUUCAUAUUCUUGAAUUUUUGAUUGAAAUGAUAAAUAGUCUUUUCUGUACAUUGAAGUGAAAUAAAAUUAUUUGUUAUCAUUAUUAUUCUGUGAUACCUAAUCCCAAUGUGCCUCCUGAAUGAAAUUUAACCAGAUUACUCCGUCAGCUGUUUUCCAAUUCUUCACUUUUGUUUCUUGUUAAAACUAAUUAUUGUAUACAUAAUUUUUUCUUUACUUUUUCAGGUUUUUGCUGAGAGAAAGUUUACUCCUUACUACCUAUGUUGUCUUUGGCUUUGAAAAUAUUUAAUAUUGUAUAUAACAAUAAGACUCUUGUAAAUAUCCAUGUAAAUAUUUAUUUUUACUAUUAUAAAUAUAGAAAGAUUUAUAUUAUUUAUUUUAAUUUACUCUAUGUAUUUUCUCUGAUUUUUAUUUUCUCUAUUUAUUUAUUUUUCUCUUCUCAUUAUUUAGUCAGCAAAUAAUAAGUUCUGUAAUAAUAAUAACAAUAAUUAGUUCUGCUGAUUGUUAAUAAAUGUAAUUAACAGGUGCGAAUCAAAAAAUAAAAUUGGAAAAAAAAUUUACUCUAUAUGAAAUAUUUUUGGUAUAUUAUAUAGACUUUGUGUUUAUUUGUUAUCUUCCCCAUUGGGCUGUAUACAAUUUAUAUUCCAAUAAAGACUUUGUUGCACUAGAGUUUUUU
This is a messenger RNA of Nezara viridula (southern green stink bug), 5282 nucleotides long. Lineage: Eukaryota; Metazoa; Arthropoda; Insecta; Hemiptera; Pentatomidae. The record is from the annotation of a GenBank genome assembly.